AGUGCUGCUGCUGCUGUUGCUGUGUUUGGUGCAGUACAUAGCACAGUUUUAAUAUUUAAGUGUUUUCAUGGUGACGCGGCGUGUUUUUUUAAAGAAUAGAAAGUGCUAACUACGCCAACACACCUUGGAAAUGGAGGACGACGCUCCUGUCAUUUAUGGUCUGGAGUUUCAGGCACGAGCACUCACUGCACAGACAGCUGAGACUGAUGCCAUCCGUUUCCUCGUGGGCACACAGUCACUGAAAUUUGACAACCAGAUCCACAUCAUUGACUUUGAUGAUGAGAAUAACAUCAUUAAUAAGAAUGUCCUUCUGCACCAAGCUGGGGAGAUAUGGCACAUUGGCGCCAGUCCUGCAGAUAAGGCUGUGCUUACCACCUGCUAUAACAAAACCAGCGACAGCAGGGUGGUGUCCUGUGCAGCAGUAUGGCGGAUGCCCUCUGAUUGGGAGACAGGAAGCCACGAGUCACCUGAUGACUCCGCCCACAACCCCCAAACCCUGGAGUUGCUCUGUCACCUAGACGACAGUGCCCACAGCAACGCUGCCUGCGUGCUUUGGGAGCCCAUGGGGGAUGGCAAGCGUGUGAUUUCAUUGGCUGAUAACCACGCACUGCUCUGGGACCUGCAGGAGAGCUCCACACAGGCCACAGUCUCCAGCACUGCCACCCUGGAGGGCAAAGGUCAGUUGAAGUUCACCUCGGGCAAGUGGAGCCCCCACCACAACUGCAGCCAGCUCGCCACAGCGAACGACACAGCCAUACGAGGCUGGGAUCUUCGCACCAUGAGUCAGAUCUACUGUAUAGAGAACGCCCAUGGCCAGCUGGUGCGUGACCUGGACUUCAACCCCAACCGCCAGUAUUACCUUGCCAGCUGUGGCGAUGACUGCAAGGUCAAGUUCUGGGACGUUCGCAAUGUCCAGGAGCCUGUGAAGACCCUGGAGGAGCACUCCCACUGGGUGUGGAGCGUCCGCUACAACCACAGCCAUGACCAGCUGGUGUUGACGGCCAGCAGUGACAGCCGCCUCAUCCUCUCCAAUAUGGUGUCCAUCUCCUCAGAGCCAUUCGGACACUUGGUGGAUGAUGAGGAGCUCAGCGAGGGGGAGGAUAACCACCAGGAGGAAAAGGGUAAGGAGCCCCUAAAGGACAGUGUCGUGUCCACCUAUGAGGAACAUGAAGACAGUGUGUACACGGCGGAGUGGUCGUCAGCUGACCCGUGGCUCUUCGCCUCACUCAGCUACGAUGGACGUCUCGUCAUCAACAGGGUCCCACGCGCCCUCAAAUACCGCAUCCUGCUCUGAGAGGUUGGACACCGAUGUGACCGUGUGUGUGCGCGCGCGUGUGUGUGUGUGUGUACUGUAAGAGUGUGAGAGAAGACAUAGUACCACAUCUUUACACACCCUUUGCUACACCAAGCUGCUGAUAGACAUUCCAUUAUAACGUGGCUGUGCAGGACCCUGCAUGUAAAGGCAGCAGCAGUAAAGACGUGUGUGCAAUGUAAAUAUACUGUAGUUCAUGUUGUUCCACUCCCAAAUAAAAAAAGUGUCUCAUGGAUAAACAUUUGACAUGGUGUGCUUUUUAAACAUAUGCAACAUUCUUCUCUUCAGUCUACUGUGUCAUUCAUAUGUUUAUUUAAUCUGUUCUCAUUUAUCUUAUGUUCUAAACAUCUUUUGUGUAAAAAUACUUCUGGAAGGUUUUCGACCCCGGUCCUAUUUUGCAAGUUUUUGCUGUCAAGACAGUUAUGUGUCAGGCUGCAGUCAAUCUCAGAACCCAUCACCUAUCAUCUAAAGAUAAUUUAGCUUCUGGGGGCAACGGCCAGUGUUUUGGUGCCUCUGAUGCAGACAGUGGUUAUCGAAACAACUGAAAUCCAGGCCAAGGUUUCAAUGUUCCCAAUUGUUAUUUACAGUCCAAUUAGAAACUUGAGACCUGAGAAUGAUGAGAAAGACACAUUUCGGAUAAUCUCUAUUGAGAUAUCUGCAUUGGCAUGUUGCGUGAUAAAUGACUAAAGAAAAGUUAAUAAAAAGUUGUUUACCUGUGUGUAACCAAAGCCCGCUCAAACAUGACUAGUCAAUACCAGUCGGACUACAAACAAACCAGAAUGCUUCCAAUGAUAAAAAUCUUGUACCUUGCCCACAGAUUCUGAACAAACAUUAGGAAAAGAUUUACUUAUUUUCAUGUCCAUCACACACAGGGCAACAUUAGUUGCCACCGGAUGAACCUAAGUCUGAUAUAUAUUCUCCUUUAAGCUCUGUUUUGGUCUCAAUCAGCUCCCAAGUUCCACUCUGUUCGCCAGCUAGUUGCUAACUUUGCUGUUUGGUGCUCUGCAGGUUGUAUGUAGAGCUGCUGAUGAGAGUUAUGAGACUGAACCAAAACAGUACCAAAAAAGAGCUGAAAGAUAUCCCUGUGAUAAUUCUCUGUGAAGGUUUGCAGUAUGGUAUGAAAAUUGGCAGUAAUCAUACGAUGACACAUUUUCUUGUCUGCUGUCUGAAUUCUGCUGUAUCACUGUUAUUUUUUAAGACAUACAACAUAAUAAUUUGUGAAAUUAUAAUAAAACAUUUGUUAAACCCCCCC
Larimichthys crocea (large yellow croaker) is the source of this 2564-nucleotide messenger RNA. It is a transcript of the gene eipr1, whose product is annotated as EARP complex and GARP complex interacting protein 1. The transcript has 9 exons. Lineage: Eukaryota; Metazoa; Chordata; Actinopteri; Sciaenidae. The record is from RefSeq and is a predicted model, not a curated record. The coding region runs from base 131 to 1294 and encodes 387 amino acids. Gene Ontology annotation, biological process: protein ubiquitination. Gene Ontology annotation, molecular function: protein binding.